This is a messenger RNA of Apodemus sylvaticus (European woodmouse), 915 nucleotides long. It is a transcript of the gene Rtl4, whose product is annotated as retrotransposon Gag like 4. Lineage: Eukaryota; Metazoa; Chordata; Mammalia; Rodentia; Muridae. The transcript has a single exon. Gene Ontology annotation, molecular function: zinc ion binding; nucleic acid binding. The record is from RefSeq and is a predicted model, not a curated record. Bases 1 to 915 code for a protein of 304 amino acids.
AUGGAGAAGUGUACAGAAUCUCCACCAAACUUAAAUGCAGAGCCUUCCUUUCUGAGAGGAGGCAAUCUGAUUCUGCAGCCACAAGUGCAACAUCCAACUGACGAUAAACCUCCUUUAACAGGGCAAGUUGUACCUGCCCUGAAUACCCCAGUGAUGUCUGGUCCUUACUCAGGUGACCAACUUCCUCAGUUUCAUGGUAGCCCAGCCAGUGUCACGGGUUUUUUUGCUCAGGUGGCCACCUAUUUGACAGCUCUGGAUAUUCCUAAUCCUGCAGAUGAUGCCCGAGUCAAGCACUUUUUUGACUACCUUUCACAGCAGAUGCAAAAUUGUGAUGAGCUAUCUGAGUCCACCCAGAAUAAUCUAUUGAAACAAUAUGAGAACUUUGUUCUUGAGUUACAGCAGUCGUUUGGUGAACCAAUGGCACAAGAAACAACACCUCCAAUGAAUGUUACGGUUGACAAAAGCGACAUCUCUCCGAAGGAUGCCACUACUUUCCAAGUUCAUGCUCCAAAUUUGAGUUAUAGUGAGACCAAUCAGAGAGACCAGUUCCAAAAUGAGCAAGGUGACCCCACUCAAAAUGAAGACAUCACAGACAUGAUCGACAACCUACCAGAUUUGAUCACUCAGUGCAUUCAGCUAGACAAAAAACACAAAGACAGGCCAGAGCUCCUACAAUCUGAAAGUCAUGUUCCAAUGCUUUCUUCCACAAACCAUUACCAGCCUUUCAUCAGCCCCAUACGUCCACUACCAAAGGAUGGGCCGAAACAGGUGCAGGGAGCCCACCUGCCUGUCACUCCAGCCAAAAGAGCCCGCCAGCAAGAAACACAGUUAUGUCUCUACUGUAACCAGGCUGGCCAUUUCACAAGAGAUUGCCUUGCUAAACGUUCUAAAACUCCAGCAAGGAAAAAAAUGUAA